AUGGUUAAUUUUUUUGCCUCUUACAGUAAUAAUUCAAGGGGUAAGUGUAAUUUAUCCCCAUAAAAACUCUCUCCCUCUCAUCCGCUCUGAUGAGCUUCAUGUUCCGGAUGCUUCAAGCACGUCUUCUUUCUCUCCCUAAAGCUUACGGUCCGUUAUCAUCACUGCCCGGAAGUUUCUACAGAGCUCAUGGACGAAAUUUUACAUUUACCUACAGCUCAAAUACUUGCAUAACUGAGAUGCUUCAGGACUAUGUGGAAGUCUCAUCAAAUAGAAACACACUUAAGGGAUUUAGGACUUUAUGUACUGGCCAAGAUUUGUCAACCAAGGAGUGUGUACCAUGCAGCUCGAAGGAUUUGAGGCCCAUGGCUGAAGAAGCAGCAAAUGAGCUAGUUCAAAAGGUUCCUAAAUGGAAUUUGGUAAAUGAAGAUGGGACGUUGAAGCUUCAUCGAUCAUGGAAAGUAAAGAGUUUCACUAAAGGAUUGGAGUUUUUUCAGGCUGUAGCUAAUGUUGCAGAAGCAGAAGGUCAUCAUCCAGAUCUUCAUCUUGUUGGAUGGAACAACGUAAAAAUUGAUAUAUGGACGCACGCAGUUGGUGGCCUGACAGAGAACGAUUUCAUACUUGCCGCUAAGAUCAGUGGGCUUGAUGUGCAUCAUCUUCUGAGUAGGAAAGCUGCUAAAUGAAAUGGGAUGCUCUGUUGUGAAGUUUGAGCAGUUACUCACUACCUCUCUGAAAUUGAAGGCUCUUGCAUGUAUUUCCCUUAUAUAAGUAUCUUUUUUUAUUUUUGGUUUUGUGUUGGAGCUUGAAGUUCAAGCAUUGCCAUGACUCAAAAUAUACAUGGCAAUAUGGUUAGUGUAGCCACGGGUGCUGAUGAGGUUGCUGGAAGGACGCGUGAAACAAUAUUUCCAAUACGCUGCAUUUUGGCCUGCACACUAUCACCUAUAAACAUCUGAAUUUUCAGAUAUUAACUGUUCAAACACUAUCAUUCGUUGAUAUAUCCUGAUGAGUUCUUUGCUCAUGUUUUGAC
This is a messenger RNA of Ilex paraguariensis (yerba mate), 1024 nucleotides long. NCBI's taxonomy places the organism in Eukaryota, Viridiplantae, Streptophyta, Magnoliopsida, Aquifoliales, Aquifoliaceae. The record is from the annotation of a GenBank genome assembly.